AUGAAUGGAGGAGAAAUACCCAUUAAUUUGAAAUUAAGAUUAUUAGAAGCUGGGAACGUGUUUGUGAGAGGCAAAUUUACUGAUUCCUUUCCACAAGAGCCUCUGUUCUGGCUCAAAGAGCACGGUGGGCUGCCUGGAGGCGCCCGGGCAGCGGGCGAUGCCGUUUCCCGGCCGGCACGGCGGCAGUUGGAGCCUCGGGGCGGUUCCGCCCGGGCUGGGCCCUUCCAGGUUCUAUCCCCGCUCGGGCGGGGGCGGCCGGUGCCGGCGGCCGCGAUGGGGCCGCUGCCGGGGCUCCUGCUGCUGCUGCUGCUACUGGGCGUGGCGGGGUGCCCCGGGGUCCGGGGGGCUCGGCCCGCGGAGCCGCGCGCCGCGUGGGUGACGGUGCCGCGACAGCUGAGCCCCCGCGGCGGCGACGACGCCCCGGCCCUCUCCUACUGGCUGAACGUGGGCGGGCGGCCGCGGGUGCUGCGCCUGCAGCCCAGGAGGGGCCUGGUCUCCCGCCCCUUCACCCUGGUCACCUACGGCCGCGACGGGGCCCGCCGGGAGGAGCACCCCUUCGUGCGGGACAACUGCUUCUACCAGGGCGACGUGGUGGGGAGCCCCGGCUCCCUUGUGGCCCUCAGCACCUGCAGCAGGGGCCUCCACGGCGUGCUCUGGGUGGAGGACGAUACCUACCAGAUCGAGCCCGUCCCCAAUGAUCCGGCCUUUCGGCACAUUCUCUACCGUAUGGAGGGAGACAACAGCUCCGAGGGAGCCAGCUGCGGACUGACGCCGGAGGUGCUGCAGCAACAAAAGGCUGUGCUGCCGUGGUUUAAGGCUCCCAAGUCAGCGGGGGAGAACGAAAAGCUGAGGGACUGGUGGACGCACAUCAGGUAUGUGAAGAUGGUAGUGGUCGUGGACCACGUGCGGUUUGUACAGUCAGGCAGGAGCAAAUCCAAAGUCUUGAAGGACGUCAUGCAAGUCAUCAAUGCUGGGGACAUUUUGUGCAAACAGCUUUCUGUCCGGCUGUUUCUUAUAGGACUGGAGAUCUGGACUGAAAAGAACAUUAUAAAUAUCACUAACUCUAUUCCGCAGGUACUUAAUGCGUUUAACAGCUGGAGAAAGUCAGACCUGUUACCUCGGAUGUACCACGAUGUUGCUCACUUAUUUGCAUAUCAGUGGUUUGGAAGCAGACUGGGAUUGGCAUAUAUAGGGACAGUGUGUAAUAUGCACUGGGCAUCGGCUGUUAUUUCCUUCACUGAGAAAAAGAUGUUUUCAAUUAUUAUCACAUUUGUCCAUGAGCUGGGCCAUAAUCUUGGGAUGGUCCAUGAUAAACCAGAAUGUAAUUGCAGACGCAAGACGUGCAUUAUGUAUGAGUACAAUGCUGAGACUGAUUCGUUCAGUGACUGCAGUUACAAAGAGUACUUUGAGCUGGUUGUAAAUGGUGCUUCAUGCCUUCGUCAGCCACCAGCGCUUGGCAGUUUCUACACCGGGAUAAGUGAAUACUGUGGGAAUAAAAUAGUAGAAAGAGGAGAGCAAUGUGACUGUGGUUCAGCAGCAAGCUGCCGAAGGGAUCCUUGUUGCCGCACAAACUGUACAUUUACUGCAGGUUCAAACUGUGCGUCUGGAAGAUGCUGCAAGAACUGUAAGGUCCUUCCAGCAGGAACACUCUGCAGAGCAAGUACAGGCAGCUGUGACCUGCCAGAGUAUUGCAAUGGGAUUUCCCCUCAGUGCCCACUGGAUGUAUACCUACAAGAUGGAACUCCUUGCAAUGAUGGUGUUUAUUGCUAUCGAGGAAAAUGUUCUUCCCACAAUGAAAAGUGCCAGCGUCUCUUUGGCAAACAAGCCAAGGCUGCCCCUUUAGAUUGCUUUAAAGCAGUGAAUACUCAAGGUGACCGGUUUGGGAAUUGUGGUAUUCGUGACAAUAUCUAUUUUGCAAAAUGCAGUACUAAGAAUGUCUUAUGUGGUAGGAUUCAGUGUGAAAACAUAGUCAUAAUACCUUUCUUGCAGAACCAUGUAACACUAGUCCAAACUCCUGUUCGAGAUAAAAAUUGUUGGGGACUCGACUAUCACAUAGGGGUGGCAAGAGCAGAUGAGGGAGCUGUGGAAGAUGGCACACUGUGUGGUAGUGAUAUGCUUUGUAUCAACAGGACGUGUAUGAGUGUAUCAGUGCUGAACUACGACUGCAACAUGACAAAGUGUCAUGACAGAGGAGUGUGUAACAAUCGCAAGAACUGUCACUGUGAGUAUGGCUGGGCUCCUCCAUAUUGUGAAUCCGAAGGAUUUGGAGGUAGUGUUGACAGUGGACCCCCUCCACCUAGGAGGGCUGAGAGAGCAAAAGUAAGACUAGGACUAUUGGUGUUUUAUUCUGUGUGUUUCACUGGAAUAGCCCUUUCCAUCUGUUAUAGGCAGAAAGUAGAGGGAUGGCUUGCAAAGAUAAAAGCCCCAUUCCAUAGAAUAUUGCAGUUGUUUCAAAGACCAAAAAAAAAAGAAGUUCCUAAAGAAAAGUCGCCUGCUGGUAAGUUAAAAUCCCCCAAAGAUAAAAAAGCAGUAUCUUGGGAUACUAUUGAGGAAAUAUCCUCAGAGCCAUCUGAUAACUCAUCAAAAUAA
Molecule: messenger RNA, 2589 nt
Organism: Agelaius phoeniceus (red-winged blackbird)
Lineage: Eukaryota; Metazoa; Chordata; Aves; Passeriformes; Icteridae
Product: disintegrin and metalloproteinase domain-containing protein 21-like
Biological process (GO): proteolysis; male gonad development
Cellular component (GO): sperm head plasma membrane; external side of plasma membrane; plasma membrane
Molecular function (GO): metalloendopeptidase activity
Source: RefSeq, a predicted model, not a curated record